CUACGACCCGACCCGACUUGUUUUCAAGUUCGCGACUCUCUGAGAGAGGUAGAAGGAGGAGACGGUGGAAUCCCGGCACCUUUCUUCUUGAUUGGAUUGGGAUCUCGACUGGGAGGGCGAGAGAGAGAGAGAGAGAGAAAUUGGCUGCUGCACAACAGAGAGAGAGAGAGACGUGGAAUGAAAUCUGGUAAAACCCACGAGUAUAAGUGUUGGGCAUUGCGGCAGUGCUCAUUUGUUUGCUGGGUUUCUUCGUUCGUGGCUCCUGGUGUGUAAAUUAGGCUCAUGCCAUGUUUAGCUUGAGGCUUGCGGAUUUCCUCUUCAAGACAUAGUCCUCGAGGUUUCAGCUUUUACGGACUUCCAUUACCCUGCACCUUAGUUCCAAAUCCAGCUAAAUUCAAAUCUCCAUGAGCAACUAUGUCGCUCAAAUGUAACGAUUCCAUGGAGAGGAUUCAAAGGUUGAGUAUUGAAAAUGGCGAUUCUUUUCCACAUUCAGAGCUACUUAAAUAUAAAAGACGUAAAGUCUCUGUUGUCCGGGAUUUCCCUCCUGGCUGUGGCCGGAGUGUUUUGCAAAAUAAUUCAAUCCCCAUAAAAGGUGUGAUAGGUGAUAUAAUAGAGAGUUCUCUGUCAGUGCAUCAUGAAGUGUUGGGAAGUGUGAAGAUGUCAAAUGCACAUACUGCUUUAGACUUUGCCACAAAAGGAACCAAUAUUUUGCGUCUAGAAGAUGGUCACAGUACAGUGAAGGCUGCAUCAUCAUUGUUGGCUGAGGAUUUGGAAAGCAGAGAUGGAUUGUCUAAAAAUAUAAAAUAUUCUGCAGAAGAUGAACCUUUAUCGAAAGCCUUGCAUGGAGUGGUUGUUUCUGCUAGAAAAGAAGAGGUACUUGAGCCCAGUAAGUUGAGGCCAUGCUCACCACCCAAUUACCCCACCUUUGUUUCUAAUGGCAAAAACGUGAAGAAGGUUGUGGUUAGAAAAUACCCUCCUAGAAGAGUAGUUUCAGCUGUUAGAGACUUCCCUCCCUUCUGUGGACAAAACGCCCCUCCUUUAUCCAAUGUGGAGUGUCUCCCAGUGAUUGACUCUCAAAACAAUUUCGAGCAUCAUUAUAAGUCGUUAAAUUUGGAUAAGGAUGUAGAAUGUGUGGCAGAUAAUGCUCACAAAGAGAAACACAAUAUUGAAUUGACAGAGGAUGUGGCCAAGCUAACCAUGGAUAAAAUUUGUGCUGAUUUGAUUGAGGAAACUAUUAAAGCAACAGAGAUGCAAAGUAAAUGUGGAUUGAGAAACGAAUGUACAUUAGAAAAAUGCACAAAAACUUCCUGUAGUGAUCAAUCCAAGCUUGAUAACAAGUGUCAGAGUACUCUAAAUGAAGUGAAAGAAGGUUUGGAGGAAAAUUUCAGUCAGGAAAUUGUGGUUUUCAGAGGAGAGGCACCUCCAAAAGAAAAUAUUUUGGAUACGCCCUCCAAUCAGAAGCAAUUGAAACUUGUACCCUUGGAGGAAACCCUUUCAUCUGAAAGACUUAUUGUGUUAGGUCUUAUGGCUUCAUCAAAUUGUCCUUGGAGGCAAGGUAAAUCGAACAACAAGCCCUCUCCAGGAGGUGGCUCAAGUGGAAGAAAAUUGAAGAAACGUGGGCAGCUAGAGAAAACGGAACCAAUUUUAAGGAAGGAGGAUGCAAGAGAGAAUCACAAAAAUUCUUCAAAGAAGACAUCUUCCGUUAAAAGCGAUGCUGUUAAUGGGGAUAUGCAUCAGCUUGUUAUUGCAGAUAGCAGUAUAAGUGUCAGUGACGAUGAAAAUAACGAUUCUCAUUUGAAUCUUAGAUCCUAUAAUACUGAUGUGAGCCUUAUUCCAUUCUCUCAAAUUAAUGAAAUUGGAAAUGAGCAUGGUAGUGAUUCUAAAGGUACUAGGACUAGAGUAAGGGAGACAUUGCGGCUUUUCCAAGCUGUAUGUAGGAAGCUCUUGCAGGAAGAAGAAGCAGGGAAGAAGGUCCCAGGAAAUGCCUCUAGGAGGAUUGAUUUUAUAGCAGCAAAAAUCCUCAGGGAUAAGGGGAAAUAUGUUAAUGUGUGUAAACAAAUUUUAGGACCAGUCCCUGGAGUUGAAGUUGGGGAUGAGUUUCGAUAUAGGAUAGAACUUAAUAUUAUUGGACUUCAUCGCCAAGUUCAGGGUGGGAUAGAUUAUGUAAAGUGUGGUAAAAAGAUCCUUGCUACUAGUAUUGUUGCAUCAGGGGGCUACACUAAUAACCUUGAUAACUCAGAUGUCUUGAUUUAUACAGGGCAAGGAGGAAAUAUGAUGAAUUCAGACAAAAAACCUGAAGACCAAAAACUUGAACGAGGAAACCUUGCGUUAAAGAAUAGUUUUGAUGAAAAGAGUCCCGUUAGAGUGAUUCGUGGCUAUGAGUCGUCUGAUGGAAAAACGUAUGUUUUCGAUGGGCUAUAUUUGGUGGAGAAAUGGUGGCAAGAUAUGGGUCCUCAUGGUAAACUUAUUUACAAGUUUCAGUUGUGUCGAAUUCCGGGUCAACCUGAACUUGCUUGGAAAGAAUUAAAGAGGUCUAAAAAAUUCAAAGUAAGAGAAGGUCUUUGUGCGGAGGAUAUUUCUCAAGGGAAAGAAUCAAUUCCUGUUUGUGCAGUGAACAUCAUAGAUGAUGAGAAGCCACCACCAUUUAGUUACAUCAAUAAAGUGAUAUAUCCUGAUUGGUGUCGCCCAAUUCCUCUCAGGGGUUGUGAUUGUACUGCAGGGUGCUCAGAUUCUGAGAGAUGUCAUUGUGCAGUCUUGAAUGGAGGAGAGAUCCCAUUUAAUCAUAAUGGGGCUAUUGUUGAGGCAAAGUCUCUUGUCUAUGAGUGUGGUCCUUCAUGCAAGUGUCCUCCUUCUUGUCAUAAUCGAGUCGGUCAGCGUGGUAUCAAAUUUCAAUUGGAAGUUUUUAAAACCAAAUCAAGGGGAUGGGGUGUGAGAUCCCUAAAUUCAAUCCCCUCGGGAAGUUUUAUUUGUGAGUAUGUAGGGGAGCUUCUCGAGGAUAAGGAAGCCGAACAAAGAACUGGUAACGAUGAGUACUUGUUUGAUAUUGGGAAUAACUUCAGUGACAAUUCUCUCUGGGAUGGACUUUCAACCCUCCUGCCCGACACACAGGCGAAUGCUUGUGAUAUUGUGGAGGAUGGUAGUUUUACCAUUGAUGCGGCAAAUUAUGGUAAUAUUGGGAGAUUUAUCAACCAUAGUUGCUCACCCAAUCUUUACGCCCAAAAUGUUCUUUAUGAUCACGAGGAUAAGCGAAUUCCACAUAUUAUGUUCUUUGCCGCCGAGAAUAUUCCUCCCUUACAGGAACUAUCAUACCAUUACAAUUAUAUGAUCGAUCAAGUUCGUGAUUCUGAUGGAAAUGUUAAAAAGAAGAGAUGUCACUGUGGUUCCGCGGAGUGUACUGGUUGGAUGUAUUGAGUUUUGGCCAAGAAGUUCCAAUCAAUCAACAGAAUUGUAUGUUUCUUCUUAGGUAGAAGAAUGGCUCGGAAACUUACUAUCUUUUCCAAGUAGCCAUCGUUCGAGCCACUUUUUAUGCCCGUUCUCAACCCAUGACCAAUAUGAGCUCGAAGUUUCUUUUGUAACUCCCGGAACUUCUUCGUAGUGGCUCCGUUCAGAAAAGAGAUGCCUUGGAGGCAGGAGUUACUGACUUAUGCUAUUUUGAGUUGAAGUUUCAGCAGAAAAUGAACAAAACGACGUACUUGGUUCCAUCGGAUUAUUGUUUUAAAGGCAAUGUAUAAUGAAAAGAAUGCUCUUCUUAACACAACAGGCAUAGCUUUGAUGAUAGGGGGGUGCUCCGGUUUCAUUGAGAUGUGUAUCUAUCUACCUCAUCUAGUGUUGGCUGAGACUUUAGUGUCGAAUUGUAUUGCCAUGUAACAAUUUUCAUGUUGCAAAUUAUGAGUUGAUUUUUCCUGUUGUAAUGGAAAUACUGGGAAGGAUUUUGACCCUUAACCAUGUAGAUACUUUGAAGUAAUGCAAUAACAUAAUUAACUUGAAAAAA
Cucurbita pepo subsp. pepo (vegetable marrow) is the source of this 3991-nucleotide messenger RNA. Its product is annotated as histone-lysine N-methyltransferase, H3 lysine-9 specific SUVH6. Lineage: Eukaryota; Viridiplantae; Streptophyta; Magnoliopsida; Cucurbitales; Cucurbitaceae. Gene Ontology annotation, molecular function: double-stranded DNA binding; histone methyltransferase activity; protein binding. Gene Ontology annotation, cellular component: nucleus. The record is from RefSeq and is a predicted model, not a curated record.